GGACACUGCAUGAUAUUCACCCCAUCAUGACCCCCCCGCAUUGAAUCUCAACCGUGCAGCCUUCACUCGAGUAUGUGGUGGUAACCAGCCGCGGCUCGAGGAAUCAAAAAUAUACAGCCCUAUACGACCGACAACGCGAUGGAUGCGAUAUAUACGGCCCUCUUAGACGAUCCGUUGUUGAAAGUUAGCCGCCCGAUUGCAGCCUGCUCCAGGUGCCGGUCGUCCAAGGUCAAAUGUGAUGGCAAACUACCGGCUUGUUCAGCCUGCGAGCGGGCGGGCAAAGCGCAAACCUGCUCUGGAGCUACAGAUGAGUUUGCAAAGGGAAAAGAACGAAGCUAUGUUGCUGCUCUGGAAGCUCAGUGUGAGCGUUUGAAGAGAAGACUAGCAGCGAUUCGAGGCGCUCAGCCAGAAGACUCGCCAGAUGCAUCGGGGACUACAAGUGCAGCAAUGUACGGCAAAGAAACAUCUGAUAUCGAUGAUUUAGUUGGUGAUUUUGGAUUUUUGUCGGUCAACGCUACAUCUCGAGAUUUUUAUGGGAUCACAUCUUCAACAUCCUUUGCAGGACUCCUCCUGACCGUGGCAAAGGGGACAUCUUCGGUACCGCCAUGCCCGCCGACCGAGUACCCAACCAGAGCGGAAGCUAUAGGCCUCGUGCAGUACUACUUUGACAACCUCUAUGUCUUGAUGCCGUUUCUCACGGAGACCAAGUUCUGGGCUUCGUUGGAUAAUAUAUACCAGGAUGGCGGCAGGUUCUCAACAAGCUUUGACCACUGGUCUCUGCGAAUGGUGUUGGCAAUUUCCUUGGCGAUGAAGUCACGUACUCAUGGAGAUGCAGAGUGCGAAGCCGCGCUGUGCCAUGUCUAUGGUGCAUUAAAGUAUGCCGAGGACGUAUUACAUCCGGGGUCACUUGCCGGUAUACAAUCUAUUCUCCUGUUGACGCAAUUCUCCAUGUUUGCGCCCAAGUACUUUAAGACAUGGUAUCUGAUAGGCAUGGCUGCACGGGUAGCCACUGAUCUGGGGAUACAUCAAGAACAACGGUCGAUAAUAAACAUGGACGGUGCGGUUUUGAACCAGUCCAGAAAGACAUUCCACUGUCUUUACUCUAUUGAUAGGUUUGUUAGCGGAGCGUUGGGACGAGCGUAUUCAUUUUCCGACGACUCUGUCAACGUUCCUCUCCCACCCAUAGUAUCUUCUAACACGAUAAAUCUAGGGGAUGCCAUAUCCCCGAAAAACAUCAAAGCAGCCACGCGACUUUUUGAAGUCCGACGGCAGCAAUCCGCUUUCUACCAAGACCUAUAUUUCAACGGGAGGGAAGUCCUGCCCGAUGCCGAGAUCGUCUCUUGGAGACGCUGCGCCGUUCUCAUGGACUGGUUUGAGACGGCUCGGGCAGACCUACCCCCACACCUAAUACCACUAUACCACCUUGAACUACUAUACACCUGCAUCCUAGUGCUCUCGCCAUCCAAACGAGACCCCGUAAUAAGCGAAAUCAACCGAAUAGUUCUCUUCGAAUACACUAUUGACUUCCUCGCUAACUUCCAUACGUUCCUGAACUCAUCUGCUACUUGCUUGCCAGUGACGUACAUUGACUUUGAACGCGUAUACACUGUUGCAUGCAUACUGAUCGUCAUCAUCAACCACUACCAUAACGAAGUCCUCAGCGAGACACUUCCGGAGCGGCUGAUGCAGCCUGCUUCGACGUCAGGCACUUCUGAGACACCAUUACCGCCGUACAUAGACCGAUCUAAACGGAUAAACCCUACAGCUAGGGCAUUGGAAGCCCUGGCCAAGACGCAGUCCAUUCUUGAAGUUGCCAGUCGGAGAUGGGGUGUCCGUAGCCUCUUGGACGAUUUCAAGGGCCGCGUGGAGUCGGCCACGCCCAUACUUACGUUUAAGUACGGGGAGAACCGGCUGGUUGGUUCUUCGUUGCAGCUACCUCUGGGCCAGUCGGCGCGUCCUAACGGCGGGCCGGCAGUGUCUGGCUGGAUCUUGCCGGGUCCAAGGGGCCAUUUUGCUGGAUGA
Molecule: messenger RNA, 2022 nt
Organism: Microsporum canis CBS 113480
Lineage: Eukaryota; Fungi; Ascomycota; Eurotiomycetes; Onygenales; Arthrodermataceae
Product: fungal specific transcription factor domain-containing protein
Exons: 3
Coding region: 139-2022 (627 amino acids)
Biological process (GO): DNA-templated transcription; positive regulation of transcription by RNA polymerase II
Molecular function (GO): sequence-specific DNA binding; zinc ion binding; DNA-binding transcription factor activity, RNA polymerase II-specific
Source: RefSeq, a predicted model, not a curated record